Molecule: messenger RNA, 4057 nt
Organism: Tribolium castaneum (red flour beetle)
Lineage: Eukaryota; Metazoa; Arthropoda; Insecta; Coleoptera; Tenebrionidae
Product: serine-rich adhesin for platelets
Exons: 6
Coding region: 153-3710 (1185 amino acids)
Source: RefSeq, a predicted model, not a curated record
UGAAAAUGGAACGGUUAUUUUAAAUUGCCAGUGAGAUAUUUUAAUCAAAGGACACAACUGCGCAACUGGUUUAUUCAUCGAAGCUUUAUUUCGUUUUUGAGGUUAUGUUUACAAACAACUUGAAUUUUUCGUUUGAUUUUUAUUGAUUUGCAAUGGAUUCGGAUAAAAGUGACGACGAGGACCAUGACGCUAUCUCGAAACAAAUCGUUGACUAUUACAAGAAAUAUUCGCAAAAUAAGCACCUCCCCAAGUAUUUUUCUGGUACCUCUUUGUCGUACAUGCCCCCGAUUGUAAAAGACGAUGAAAUUGUGGCAACUGAGCCAAUUAUUGUGAUUGAGGAUACGAGCAGUGAGACUUUGAAGGAGCAAGAGCCCCCAGCUGACUUGGAGGAAGUUGCAGAACCUAAGCAGAAUUCUCCGACUAGCAGUAUCACCUCAAAUCGCAAACUCGAGUGGGACAAUGGGGCUGAUAUUGGUUACAGUAACUGUGACACCAGUAAUAAAUUGCAGAAAAGUUUGUCAUUGCCCGUUUUAUUAGAUGCCCCAGCUGGUGAAAUUAAGGAGAAAAAGGCGUCCAAACCGAACCUCCAGAGCCAAAUUGUGACGGUUAUUUCGUACUCGAGCCCGGAGGAUAAAAAAAGCAGGUCUUCAUCUUCCUCAUCACAAAACGCCCCACAAAACGUGCACUCUUCGUCGUCGUCUUCCUCAUAUCCACUCGAAAAGCCAAUUGAAUCAACGACAAGUUCAAGUGGGAACUUCAACCCGAAAGUUGCAAGUUCUAGCUCUAGUUCAUUUGCAAACUCAGUUGCCUAUUUGAAAAAUAAAAUUGGGUCUCCUGAUGCCGAGUCAACGCCUAAAAUAAACCUUGGGAAUGUCCUAACUGAGACACCUUUUGCCCCUAAAAAACCGGGCCCCAGGCACAAAAUAAUUAAUUUGUGUGUCACUAAACCAAUCUUGAUUCAAUGUAAUGACCACAAAAAGAAGGGCACUGAUAAAAUCAUUCAGACGAGUGUCUCCGAGGGGCUGUCUAAGUGUGUCCAGACGGGGGACAGUUUAGAAAUCGUUACUGACGACUCCAAAAACGUAAAUCAAAGUGUUAUUGUCGUAAAUUACGACAGUAAGACCUCCAGUGAGGGGGGCCUUGUGGCCUCGCAAUGCGACAGUUUCGAGUACUUAAAAAACGGCGAUUUUCUCAAGAGAAGUUGCCCAAAGUCGAACCUCGCCUCAAGCGAUUCUUCCAAAGAUCUUCCACUCAGUCAAUUAAUCACCGAGAAACAAUCCCAGAGUUUGAUCGCCGAUAUUGACAAAAGCAUCAAACUGCUCCAAAAACUGCUCAAAUCGAAGAAAUACGACCCUGCCACGAAAAAACGCUACAUUAAAAAAAUCGUCGAUAAAAUCGUUGAUUGUAAAUACGACGACAGUACGACCAGUUCCGAACUAUUUGUCCCGAAAAAACAGCAAAAACUGGACGAAAACAUCCCGUGGUUCCCGCCCCAGAUGUCCAAAUUUUCGGUAAAAACGUUCAGUGACGAGUUUCUGCCAAUUGAGGACCAAAAAUUUACGCUCAAUCAAAACUCGUCGAGUGGGGGCACUGGGGACAGCCUGGAGAAGCAGCCGAAUUCGUCUGGGAGUUACCACAGUUGGAAGGAGGAUAAAACCUUGUCUGAGCGACUCCACGAGGAGAAACAAAGGGGGCAAGGGGACCACCUUGUCAAAUUCGCGAUGAAAGAAAGACAACACCAACUGUCGUGGAUCAAAGACGAAAUCUCGCAUUUGACCAAACUUAAAGGCCUUUUGGAGAAAAAAGUGCAAAAAACUACAACAGUUUACAUGUUGUCGCACCGUUACGAUAAUGUUUGUCCCUGUUCGGACUCACAAGAGAGUACGAGUUCGAGGAAUUACGUGAUUCAGACCGAACUGUCUGCGAGUACUUCGUCCGAGGUUCCGAUUGAGUAUAAUAUUCGGGACAAGUUUGGGAAUAGGAAUUAUCAAGUGACGGAGUUGAUGGAAAAGCCGGAGGAGACCGAUUUGGCCAAGAGGGUUGUAGGGGAUAUUGAAGUGGAGUCAGAUGGGAAAUCUACGAAUAUUAAAGUGAAGACGAGGAAAGUUGACGAGGGGUUUAAACCGAAAGCUCCAAGUUUGGUGGGGACGGGGAAGUACGAGACGUAUCCGAGAAGUAAGGCUGAGGAGAGGAGGUGUUGGCCGUGUGGGGUUUUGAAAAAAGGGGACACGACUAGUUUGGAAGAAAAAGCAUCCGGGACCACAAAAGAAAUUUUGAUCGAAGUGCCACUCGAUCCUAGCAAAUCAUCUAGAGAUUCCGAAGAGUUCACCCAUAAGUGCACCUGCCGUUGCGAAUGCAUGGAAAUAGUAAAAAACAUUUACACCGAAAGCACCCAACGUACACGAAUCGUCGACACCAAAACCGAGGAUAAAAAAAAUUGCGCAACCACCUGUAAACCAUGCGUUAGAAUCAAAGAGUGCCAAACUCAAUCCGACUCUGAUUUACCGAAAACCGACUCUUCUGCCGUUAUCUACAAAAAAAUCAUCGACAUUCAAGUCCAAACCGACGACGCCAAGUCGCAAACAGACGCCGCAGUUAAGAGUCAGGACCAACAAGUCCAAACUAGCGAGUUUGAAAAAUACAACAUUGGCACUCAAUCGCAAUCGCGGACUAGCUAUUCGAAGACCACAAGUCCAGAAUCGGCUUCCGUUUCCUCAACUUCUGAGAGCUCGUCCAGUCGGAGUACGAGUGCGUCGAUGCAGUCGUGCGUUUGCUGUAAACGUAAGAACGUGAAAGCGAAAAAUUUGUUCGAAUUGAGGAAGAAAUUGAGCGAUCAGGCGUAUUCUCUCUGUCGGCCUUGCUAUCGAGAGAAUCGACGAGCGGCCUAUUCGCCAAAUUACUACACCAGUCCUGGACACGUCUGUAAUUGUUACACAGUUGUUCAAACUAAAACAUUGGACGCAAUCAAGAAAACUAUAAACGAUAUCAACGAACUGGACGAGUUUUGCACGUGUGCGAAAAACAGCGAUCGGAAAAAGUCGGACUACUGCAAGUAUUGUCAAUGCAAGCUGAAAAAAACGUCCAAGAAUAAAAAUGGCAUUGCCUACGUGUUGACUUUUGAUGAAACUCUAAUUCGGGAGGAGCAAAAGAAAAGAAAACAUAAGAAAAAACAGUCUUUGGAAGAAAUCAAAAUAAAGAUUCCCGUGCCGUACAAAAAAAAACACAAAGACAAGGAAAAUAAAAGGAAAAAGGCCAGUAAAGAGCAUGAGAGUGACGCGAGCACUAGUGAGAGUCAGAAUCCCGGUUAUACGUUAAAUGAGUAUUUGCGGCAAAAUCGCCCCGAUUUUGUCGAAGGUGCGGAAGGGAGGAGAAAAACAGUUAAUCACUCGAGAGUGCAACGGGAGCAAAUGUCAGAUUAUAAUAAGUUGUUGUUUUUGAAGAAGUGUCAGGAAGACAGUGAAAAAAAUGCGAAACGCCUAUUUUCGGCGAAGGAAAUGAAGGAUAUUAAUAAAAGAAAUUACAAGAAAUUGCCUGAGGUUCAGCAGAAGUUGUCAGACAAUAGGGAAAAGAAGUUGCGUCAGGCUAGUCGCCUGAUGGCGGAUACGUUUAACAGGGCACACGAAGACCGAACUCAUGAAAAACGAAGCCUCAAAUGCGGGACCUUAGACGGGCGGCGACAGGAAACGCCGCAAAUGAGGAAGUCGAAUUAAGAAUUAUUAAAUCUGACAACGUGUGACAAGAAAACAGACUUUUUUUGGUGAUUUUCAUCCAUGCGGUAUAAAGCAGCCAGACCGAGGAGAUUUCAAAAACAUCACCUUCGGCGCAACUACUUAAUACCGGGUGGACAAGAGGCUUUCUUCUGGUGCGUUUCUUCAAGUAUUUAAUUUAUAUAGCGGGACGGGGUGGUUUAUCGGCUCCUCACUGCAUUUUAAUGAUUAUUCUAUUAUUAUUUGCGUUGGCAUUGCUUGUAUACUUAAAUAAACACGCUGCUGGAAUAAUUACUUGCACUGGUUAUCUCUUAUUGUUAUACUUACUAUAAAUAAAGAGUGAUUAUUGU